Molecule: messenger RNA, 4942 nt
Organism: Hippopotamus amphibius kiboko
Lineage: Eukaryota; Metazoa; Chordata; Mammalia; Artiodactyla; Hippopotamidae
Gene: SARM1
Product: sterile alpha and TIR motif containing 1
Exons: 9
Coding region: 304-2478 (724 amino acids)
Biological process (GO): response to axon injury; signal transduction; negative regulation of MyD88-independent toll-like receptor signaling pathway
Cellular component (GO): dendrite
Molecular function (GO): signaling adaptor activity; protein binding; NAD+ nucleosidase activity
Source: RefSeq, a predicted model, not a curated record
CUGGAGCCGCUCUUUGUUCUGGUUGCGGCUUCCUAGACGCUCCCGCGCCUAGGUCCGUUCCUCGCCUUCCCGCUGUCUCCUCCCGCCUGUCCGCUCCAUCUGCGCCUGCAACCCUUUCCCCAACUUCUUCGUCCUAGAUCCUGCCCUCACCCCUCCCCCAAACUUCUGGUCACUGCCCUUGCCUGGUACCCUCCCUCCUGCUUCCCCCUGGUCCCCUCUCGGUUCCUUCUUUUCCCAAGGCCUGGGUCGCUCCGCCCGGCCCCGCCCCUCCAGGCCGGGGAUGUCCCCUGCAACCCUGUGCCCAUGGUCCUGACGCUGCUCCUCUCCGCCUACAAGCUGUGCCGCUUCUUCGCCAUGUCGGGCCCACGGCCGGGCGCCGAGCGGCUGACGGUGCCGGGGCCGGACGGGGGCGGCGGCGCGGGGCCGUGGUGGGCGGCGGGCGGCCGCGGGCCCCGCGAGGUGUCGCCAGGGGCGAGCGCCGAGGUGGAGGGCGCCCUGGAGCGCGCGCUGCCCGAGCUGCAGCAGGCGCUGUCGGCCCUGAAGCAGGCAGGCAGUGUGCGGGCCGUGGGGGCCGGCCUAGCCGAGGUCUUCCAGCUGGUGGAAGAGGCCUGGCUGCUGCCGGCCGUGGGCCGCGAGGUAGCCCAGGGUCUGUGCGACGCCAUCCGCCUGGACGGUGGCCUGGACAUGCUGCUGCGCCUGCUCCAGGCGCCAGAGCUGGAGACGCGGGUGCAGGCUGCCCGCCUGCUGGAGCAGAUCCUGGUGGCAGAGAACCGGGACCGAGUGGCGCGCAUCGGCCUGGGCGUGAUCCUGAACCUGGCAAAGGAGCGGGAGCCGGUGGAGCUGGCGCGGAGCGUGGCCGGCAUCUUGGAGCACAUGUUCAAGCACUCGCAGGAGACUUGCCAGCGGCUGGUGACGGCCGGCGGCCUGGACGCCGUGCUGUACUGGUGCCGCCGCACGGACCCGGCGCUGCUGCGCCACUGCGCGCUGGCGCUGGCCAACUGCGCGCUGCACGGGGGCCAGGCGGUGCAGCGGCGCAUGGUGGAGAAGCGCGCCGCCGAGUGGCUCUUCCCUCUCGCCUUCUCCAAGGAGGACGAGCUGUUGCGACUGCACGCCUGCCUCGCUGUGGCGGUGCUGGCCACCAACAAGGAGGUGGAGCGCGAGGUGGAGCGCUCGGGCACGCUGGCCCUCGUGGAGCCGCUCGUGGCCUCCCUGGACCCCGGCCGCUUCGCCCGCUGCAUGGUGGACGCCAGCGACACCAGCCAGGGCCGCGGGCCCGACGACCUGCAGCGCCUCGUGCCGCUGCUCGACUCGUCGCGCUUGGAGGCGCAGUGCAUCGGGGCUUUCUAUCUCUGUGCUGAGGCUGCCAUCAAGAGUCUGCAGGGCAAGACCAAGGUAUUCAGCGACAUAGGUGCCAUCCAGAGCCUGAAACGCCUCGUCUCCUACUCCACGAAUGGCACCACGUCGGCGCUGGCCAAGCGCGCGCUGCGCCUGCUGGGCGAGGAGGUGCCACGGCCCAUCCUGCCCAGCGUGGCCAGCUGGAAGGAAGCCGAGGUCCAGACGUGGCUGCAGCAGAUCGGCUUCUCCCAGUACUGCGAGAGCUUCCGGGAGCAGCAGGUAGAUGGAGACCUGCUUCUGCGGCUCACGGAUGAGGAACUGCAGACCGACCUGGGCAUGAAGUCAGGCAUCACCCGCAAGAGAUUCUUUAGGGAGCUCACGGAGCUCAAGACCUUCGCCAACUAUGCUACGUGCGACCGCAGCAACCUGGCUGACUGGCUGGGCAGCCUGGACCCGCGCUUCCGCCAGUACACGUAUGGCUUGGUCAGCUGCGGCCUGGACCGGUCCUUGCUGCACCGCGUGUCCGAGCAGCAGCUCCUGGAGGACUGCGGCAUCCGCCUGGGCGUGCACCGCGCACGCAUCCUCACGGCCGCCAGAGAAAUGCUACACUCCCCACUGCCCUGCACCAGCUGCAAGCCCAGCGGGGACACUCCAGAUGUCUUCAUCAGCUACCGCCGGAACUCAGGCUCCCAGCUGGCCAGCCUCCUGAAGGUGCACCUGCAGCUGCACGGCUUCAGUGUCUUCAUUGACGUGGAGAAGCUGGAAGCGGGCAAGUUCGAGGACAAGCUCAUCCAGAGUGUCAUGGGUGCCCGCAACUUUGUGCUGGUUUUGUCAGCUGGGGCUCUGGACAAGUGCAUGCAGGACCACGACUGCAAGGACUGGGUGCACAAGGAGAUCGUGACUGCUUUGAGCUGUGGCAAGAACAUCGUGCCCAUCAUUGAUGGCUUCGAGUGGCCAGAGCCCCAGGCCCUGCCUGAGGACAUGCAGGCUGUGCUCACCUUCAAUGGCAUCAAGUGGUCCCAUGAGUACCAGGAGGCCACCAUCGAGAAGAUCAUCCGCUUUCUGCAGGGCCGCUCCUCCCGGGACUCAUCUGCGGGCUCCGACACCAGUUUGGAGGGCGCUGCACCCCUGGGCCCCACUUAACCAGUCCCUAAUUCCCAAGCCCUGCCAUGAUCCCCCCCCCCCCCCCAUCUCCAUCAUCCUCCCAGUGGAACAGCUCCUUACACUGGCCUCCCUGGGCUGAGACAGCCUGGGCUCUUCUCAGGAAACGGCUCUCUGCCUCCCCCACCCUGAUGGUCCACCUCAAACCCAGCUUCCUCAGUAUCUGGAAAGGGACGGGAAGCCAGGCGUUGGGGGUGCUAAGACCUCCCUCAGGUCCUGUCUCGGGCAUGGGAGGGUCAUUGCUCAGGCCUGCAGACUCUGGAGAAUGCGGGUUUGCUGCGUGCUAACCCCUCCUCUGCCCUGCCAGCAGCCAGCCUGAGGAGAGUGGAGGCAGGGAGCCUCAGGCAGGGCUUAGUGCGAUGGCCAAGCCUCUCCACCAAGCAAGGGCUUGGGCCUGGGAGCCAGCCAAGGAUGAGAGGCCAGCCAUGGCUCUCCACUUCCUGCCGCCCUGUGGCCUUGCCCCGUAACCACUCAGUGCCCUUCGCUGGCCUGGUCUGGUCCCAGGUCCCCUCCCGGCCUUCCUGACGUGCAGCCUCCUUUGCCGCAUCUGGGGUCAGGGGGAGGCUGAGCCGGCCCUCACUGUGGCCGCUCUGCAGCUGCAGCCUGUGCUCACUGGUGUGUGGGAGCCCCCUGCUUGGGCCUGAGCAGGGGAGGCUGCGUCUCAAAGGGCAGCCAGCCACCCACCUGUGCCUUGGUGCUGUGCGCCAGGCCUCUGCCCAGCCCGGCCCAGCUCCCCCCUUCAGCCCCUCGCCCAUCCAAGGCUGCUCACCCCCGGGGUCCGGGGGAGGUGGGGCGAGGCAGCCCCCCUGUGGCAGCAGCAGUAGGUUGCAGAAGCUGCAGCUCCAAGGGAAGAGGCAAGAUCCUGAAGAAGGGCACGGGGUGCAUUCGAAUUACCUGGCAAUUUUGUUAAACUUCCAUUCAGGACACCUGGGCUGGGGCCCCCGUUUCUGCAGUUCUCACGGGCUUCCAGGCGGGCAGAAGCCGGUGACCAAGGAAUGAUACCCUAACGUAGCAAAGGCUCUGGAACGCAAACGCCUCACAGACGGUUGCCGUUUCCCUGACACGUCACUCUGUGCUCUCUGAUCGUCAGAGCACCCUUACCUGAUACUACCCCCACCUUACAGAGAAGGAACGGAAUGUUGUGCCCAGUUUCCCGAGUCACCAGUGGCAGCCCCCAGGAUGCGGACCCGACCUCCGGGCAUUCAGCCCACUGCCGGGGGGACUGCUCUCCUGAGAAUGAUCCCUGAGGCUGCACCCUGGGCAGGGCUGUUGCUCGAGAGGGCUGGCUUCCCUCUUGCCCAAAGAAUCCAGCCGUGGGGGGCGGGGCUUUCACAACAGAAGGCUGACCCAGGGGCUGUAAAGAAAUAACCCAGCAGGAGUGUCCCUUGCUCGGUCCCUUCCUCCCCCAGGGUCGGAGAGCAAGAAACUCUCUUCCUUUAAACGAUAAAUGCAGGCGCCAGCUAAUGGGCCCAGGGGGCACCUGCCCUGCCCCUCCCCUGCUGAGGGCAGUGGGUUGGCACCUGAAGGCUGGCUCAGCUCCCAGAGCCACCUCCCGCAGGUGCUGGCCAGGCCCCUCAGAGCUCCUGAGGUCAGAAAGUCAAAGGUCUCGCUCCAGCCUUGGGACUCCUUCCUUCCACUCCCCCCACCCCGGCAAAGAUACUGCCUCUAGUCCAUGCUCUGACUCCACUUGACCCGUUUUCCUUCUUGCCACAUGAAUGUCCACCGGUGCCCUGCAUAGGACGGUGACUGAGGCAGACGAGACGUUGCCCUCAAGGGCAGAGAUAGUAACAAUACAAUGUGACCCGUCUCCUCCAGGGGAAGCCUUCUGUCUUUUUGUCCUCAAUCAGGCCCACUCCCUCCUGAGCAGUAUUCACAAGCAGUAGUCAGAGAGGUUGCCCAGCACCGCUGCUUUUCCUGUUUGGCACACCCUCCACGGCUGCCUGCCUCCUGUCUCCCUGGGGAAUCACAGCCCAGCUUCCAGGCCCCGCCGGAGCAGCUGAAGUGCUGAGCUUCCCCUGGCCAGGCCACUGUGUCCAAAGGCCAGCCUCCUCCACCAUGACAAACGCUGCCCAGAUCGCAGCCAGGGCGGGCACCUUGGCCCUCACCUUCCACCCAGGCCUGGCCUCACAGGUCGGUCCUGAGACAAAGGGCAGAGAAAUAGCCUUUCCCCAGCCACAGCCUGCUCUGACAUUGCAGCCUGGUCUGCGGGGUCAGGGUUUUCUGCUCCGCUAGGCUGGAGCUGCUGCCCCCAGGGCGGGGCUAAGUCAGCCCCACCCCACCUCUCUCCCCAACCAAGAACGGCUUAUGGGCUUCCUAGGUGGCGCAGUGGUUAAGAAUCCGCCUGCCAAUGCGGAGGUCAUGGGUUUGAUCCCAGCUCCAGGAAGAUCCCACAUGCCGCAGAGCAGCUAAGCUUGUGUGCCAAAAAAAAAAAAAAAAAGAACGGCUU